Molecule: messenger RNA, 213 nt
Organism: Striga hermonthica
Lineage: Eukaryota; Viridiplantae; Streptophyta; Magnoliopsida; Lamiales; Orobanchaceae
Source: the annotation of a GenBank genome assembly
AUGGAUAAUACGCUGGAGAAAACGUCGUCGUCUUCUUUAUCUGUUGUGGAGAAGAAAUCUGGAGGGUGUGUUGGGAUUUUCUUUCAACUGUUUGAUUGGAACCGCAGAAUGGCUAAGAAGAAGCUCUUCUCCUCAAAAUUGCUUCCUCCAGUUCGUUUGAAACAAGCUUCGAAGAAACUCGUUGGGGUCGGAAAGCAAUCGAAGCUUCGGUUG